This is a messenger RNA of Chelmon rostratus (copperband butterflyfish), 2112 nucleotides long. RefSeq names its product CD82 antigen. The coding region runs from base 271 to 1260 and encodes 329 amino acids. The record is from RefSeq and is a predicted model, not a curated record. Lineage: Eukaryota; Metazoa; Chordata; Actinopteri; Chaetodontiformes; Chaetodontidae. The transcript has 8 exons. Gene Ontology annotation, cellular component: membrane.
GUGUGUGUGUGUGUGUGUCUGUGUGUGUGUGUGUGUGUGUGUGUUUGUGUGUGUGCAUGUUUGUGUGUGUGUGUUAGUGUGUGUCAGUGAGUGUGUGUGUAUUGGUUUCCAUGGAGACGGUCAGAUCAGUUUAAUGUUUACAGGAAAUAAGGAAGUGGACUCUGAUCUCAGGUGUUUUUCAGCUGAGACAGAAGCUGAAACAGGACUGAAGAACCGGCCGUGGUUCUACUGACUGACUCACCUGAACCUGCUGCUGCUGAGUGAAGAGAGAUGAAGGUGGAGGUGACGAUUCAGCUGCUGAGGUUCUGCUCUCACGUAUUCAACUCCAUCUUCCUGGUUCUGGGUCUUAGUGUAGCCGGCUGUGGAGUCUGGAUCCUGUUUAGCAGCGAAAGCUUCCUGACCAUCCUACCCUCAGAUCCAGGACGUGAGGCGCUGCGUACAGUGGGGGUGGGGCUGUUGGCGAUCGGUGGAGUGGUGGUGCUGGUCAGUGUUAUUGGAUGUUUAGCAGCUGACGGAGGGAAGAGAUUCCUGCUGCUGGUGUACCUGGGCUUCCUCGUCGUCCUGGUCCUGGGUCAGCUCUUCGUCACACUGCUGCUGCUCAUCAACAGAGACCAGAUCGAACAGAGUCUGGAUCAAACAGUGGAUCACAUCAUCCGUGACUAUGGAGCGACCAGUGAGGACGGACUGAUGGACGGCCUGCAGAACUCUGGGCAGUGCUGUGGCAGGACGGGCCCUGCCGAUUGGCUGAACAACCGGUACAUCCAGAGUCUGAACCUGACCAAUCCAGACGUACUUCCUUGUUCCUGUUUCAGGCAGUAUCGUCCCGUCUUUAACUCGUCCUGGUGCUCCGAGCUGCUUGACGUCACCGUCCCACAGUAUGGACGAGGAAACAGCUCGUAUGACCAAGGAUGUAAAAAGAAGCUCAGUGAUUGGCUGCAGGAAAACACUCUGACAAUCAUCGGUAUGGAUGUCGGUCUCAUGUUAAUCCAGGUGCUUCAGUUUAUCGUCUCGGUGUACCUGUACCGCGCCUUUGGCAGAAAAGCAGCUUUGAAAAGAAGCGGUCCUGUGGCUGACUCUGACCACGCCCACCUGGACCACACCCCUGAAGAUGACCUGUACGACGGGGAACAGAACUGUGGCUACAUCGAUCCUGAUGACGAUUACAUAGACUCCACCCACUCAGAUCAUUACCAUGACUACCAGAAUUAUGGAGACCCCACUCACCUGGUUUAUCACAAUGACAACCAGAACCCCCAUUAAUGGACCGAGAGUUUGCCCUGUGAAUAGGCUUCAAACAAACCCGGGUUCCUAAAGGUUCACAUAGAUUACAGCUGUUCACAUUUCCGCUCAAAAUCCUGAUGAAGUCAAACCUGAAGUAGAAAACUUUCUGAACUUUUUCAGAGUGGAAAAGCGUUUGGAAUAAACACUGAUGGUCUGACCAAGUUAUCCAGUCAGCCCCAAGGCCAGGAAGUACAGACGCACGUUAGCCACAUGUGAGCAACACACUGUGCUGCAGAGAUGAGGUCUGCCAGUGUAGUGCUGUUUUUUAGUUCUGCCAGUAGGUGGUGAUAUACUGCCUGUGUAUUCAUUUGCCCAGGUUACAACAGCCAAUCAGAAUGAGUCAAACCAGUCAGAAGAAGGAAGUGAGUCCUAUAUGUUUAGUUAAAGUGUGACACUUUUUCUUCAUCCAUCCUUCCUUGUUGCUUUACAGAAAGUACUGCCUUUGAGUAUUUACUGCAAUUAACAUGUUCAGAAGGUGUGUUUUUUGUUGUUUGAGUAAUUUAAAGGGUUUGUUUCGGUGAUAUGGCCUUUGAAUCGCUUUUGUUCUUUUCUUACAAUUUGAUCAUUUCAGCGAGCAAUUUGUCAGUUUAUUACAGUGAUUGUGGUAAUUGAGCAUUUAUAUUCUGUCUAAACGUGUUAUAUUCAUUGAGCAGCACUUGUUCACCUGGCUAAUGUUCGUCUGUCUGUUAUCCUCACUUUGUAUGCAUAUUUUGCAAUUUAUUACUGAACCUAUAAGUUGUUACGGAAAUUCAUUAUUCAUAUCUGUUGUAGCAAAGCCAAGUGACUGAAUAUUGUUUUGUUCUCUGGUGAUGAUUGAAGGUAGCGUCUCAU